CAUUCUUGGGCGACCCGACUAAACCGACGCGACAGCGCAUCCCGGCUACUCCAGCCAACGCUGGCGGCUAUAGCUUGAGCAGUUUGCGGACAGGAGCUGCCAUGCAGUACGUACGAUCAAUUUCUGGCUCCGUCUCCAAGACCUGGAACUCGAUCAAUCCUGCAACUCUCAGCGGCGCAAUCGACGUCAUCGUCGUUGAACAGGAGGAUGGAUCGCUGGCGUGCUCACCCUUUCAUGUCCGAUUUGGAAAGUUCUCGCUGUUGCGCCCUUCGGAAAAGAAGGUCGAAUUUAAGGUCAACGAUGUAAAGCAGGACUAUUCGAUGAAGCUUGGAGAGGGCGGGGAGGCCUUCUUCGUUUUCGAGACCUCUGCAAACAUCCCCGUUGACAUGCAGACGUCGCCUUUAGUAUCCCCGGCCUCGAGCCCAGAGUCGAAACCGCUAGAACCUCCUCCCAGCCGCGGGCUACUCGAGCCCGACCCUUUAGACUUAGACGCACAAUUGGACGGGCCACAUGGUAGAGUGAGAGCGCAAUCUUCAGCGCCCCCGCUGGAUUUGGGGCCAGAGACUGGAAAUGGGCAUGGCCGAGGGAGAUCGAGCGACUGGGCAGGCAUAUCUGCUCCCCCGACCAUGGAACGAGCAGCAACCGACGAAGUCCUUCCCUCCACCAAAGACGCUUUGCAAAAAGAAUUUGACACAAAGGAAGCCGGUCCUACUCAGAUAAAACCUGACGUUGCGACUGCUUGGAAUGUUUCCGAGCGAUCCACUAGCCCACCCCCUAUAUCACCCACCGAAGCCAAAUCCCGCGCCAUCAAGCUUUCGAAAAAGUUACUAACUUCUAAUAUACCGAAUCGUGUCACAGAUAGUGGAGAUCUGAUGUUGGAUAUGACAGGAUACAAGAGCAGUGAAGAAGAGUCAUUGCGCGCGGAGGUUAUUGCCCGCAAAAUUCUUUCUGAAGAGAUUGAGGGCAAUUAUGAUAUCGGUGCGCUUAUUGGAGCAGACGAAAACGGCAAUCUUUGGAUAUAUAGUAGCGAGGAAGCGAAACAGGCUGCUGGUCGGCGGGUAGCUCUGCACACUCUGAACGAAGAUGGACUCCGAUCGUCGGACGCGAUAUCGGAUCCUGGAUACCACAGCGACGAUGCUCGCGCUUCAGAAUCCGAGUAUCUUGCCUCGCAUCUUCGUCGAGACUCUGAUAGCGCUGUGGGACUCACAACACCACCUGAAAGCCCUGAUCCGAAUUCUUCUGGGGAUCCAAACCGAAACUAUGCGAAAACCCUACGCCUCACAAGCGAUCAGCUUAAGUCAUUAGAGUUGAAGCCCGGCGCCAACUCUGUGAGCUUCAGCGUCAAUCGGGCUACAUGUUCAGCUUUCAUGUACUACUGGAAGCAUGAUGUUCCCAUCGUGAUAUCCGACAUUGAUGGCACAAUCACCAAAUCCGACGCCCUUGGACACGUUCUGAACAUGAUCGGUCGCGACUGGACCCAUCUUGGCGUAGCCAAACUUUACACCGACAUUGCCGCCAACGGCUAUAACAUCUUCUACCUCACCAGUCGCUCAGUUGGACAGGCCGACACCACACGAGCCUAUCUCAACGGCGUAGUCCAAGACGGCUACCGUCUCCCUAAGGGCCCGACCAUCAUGAGCCCGGACCGCACAAUCGCCGCCCUCCGCCGCGAGCUCUACAUCCGCAAACCCGAAGUUUUCAAGAUGGCAUGUCUCCGCGACAUCAUGAACCUCUUCGGCAAGCCAGCAGGCCAAACGCCCUUCUACGCGGGCUUCGGGAACCGGCUCACGGACGCCUUGAGCUACCGCUCCGUCAACAUCCCCUCCACCCGCAUCUUCACCAUCAACUCCAACGCCGAGGUUAGCUUAGAUUUGCUCACGCUGAAUAAGUACAAGACAGGUUACGCGAGCAUGCGCGAGAUUGUGGACCACUUCUUCCCGCCUGUCGGGCUGCUUGUCCCGAAUGGCGGGGAGAACUUCACUGACUUCAAUUACUGGCGCGAUCAGCCCUUGGAUCUGGACCAAUUCACGGACAGUGAGAGUGGUGAAGACGAUGACGAGGAUACGGAGGCGGGCAGUAUCAGGAGUGAGGAUGAAGGCACGGAGGGGCUGGGAGAGGAUCUUGAAGCGAGCUACUUCUCACGCGAUUCGAUUGACGAGACUAGCGGGCUUGAGGAUUCAAUCCUGGAAAGCGUUGAGGGGGAUGAGAUGGUGCAUUCGGCGAUACUAGAAGAGGACGAGGGUGGCGAUAGUGAGGAAGAUGAAGACGACGAGGAAGCGGAUGAUGCGGCGCCCGGGGACGAGACUGAUGAGAUUCUAGACCGUGCGGCAGAACGGCUGGAGGCGCUGGACUUGGCGGAUGAGGAGACGCCGACGCCGGGGCUGAAGGAGGAUCCAAUGGCUGCUCUGAGUGGCUCGGCGCCCGUGUCUGCGAGAGCGUCGCCGGGCAAGAAGCAGGCACGGAGGGAGGAGAUCGAGCAGGCGGUAUGAUCAAACGAGAAGGAGCCGUUAGAUUCGCAUUAUUAUCGACAUCGAAAGUACCAAGCGUAGGUGCUCAAGCAUUUCACGAUCGCUUUGAAUUGAGUUACAGGCAUGUGGAGGCGCUGAUGGGGAGAAAGCGGACGGACGCAGCCGCAGAGACGCGGAGUGCGGGGACUAAUGACGGGAUGCUGGCUGUUUCACU
Mytilinidion resinicola is the source of this 2682-nucleotide messenger RNA. RefSeq names its product LNS2-domain-containing protein. Gene Ontology annotation, molecular function: phosphatidate phosphatase activity. Gene Ontology annotation, cellular component: nucleus. Lineage: Eukaryota; Fungi; Ascomycota; Dothideomycetes; Mytilinidiales; Mytilinidiaceae. Bases 102 to 2489 code for a protein of 795 amino acids. Gene Ontology annotation, biological process: fatty acid catabolic process; triglyceride biosynthetic process. The transcript is spliced from 3 exons. The record is from RefSeq and is a predicted model, not a curated record.